Molecule: messenger RNA, 2427 nt
Organism: Rotaria sp. Silwood1
Lineage: Eukaryota; Metazoa; Rotifera; Eurotatoria; Philodinida; Philodinidae
Source: the annotation of a GenBank genome assembly
AUGAUCAAUGCCAUCUGGGGUCUACCAAGACUUACCCAUUGUCAUUUAUAUAUAGAUUUUCAUCAAAAUGAACGAUUGUUUCCUAGAUUAAAUACGAUCUCAUCAUCACUUGAAUAUCUUUCUGUCGGAAAGUUCAGUUUGUAUUUGAGUAAAUUAGAUCAUCUAUUUCAACAUACACCUCAUCUGCAACAUUUUUAUGUACGUUUGUUCGAUGAUGAAUUCGAUCAACCAUUAUCAUGUUCUAUUCCAUUGAUGAUAACGUUGAAACUUAUUAUUCAAAAUUCGUUAUAUCAAUUAGACAAUUUUUUACAAAACUUGCCCAAUUUAUGUCAUUUGACAGUCGAGACAUUUGAUAUCGACUUGGAUGGACAACAAUGGGAACAAAUAAUAAUUGAUCAUUUACCCAAACUUGAAACCUUUCAACUUAAAAUGCAUAUUAAACUCGAAGAUGAUGAUGAUAAGCAACUAAAAAUCGAUAAAUUAAUUGCUUCAUUUCAAAGUUCGUUCUGGCUUGAUGAACAUCAAUGGUUUGUCCGAUGUCACUAUGUUGAAGAAUGUUGUCUAAAUAGUAUUAUACUCUACACAUUACCAUAUGCAUUUGGCUAUUUUGAUCCUAUAGUCAAGAUCUCAUCGAAAUCUACUUGUCCACAUGAAAAUGAUUAUUGGUCUUAUAAUCGCGUACAUAGUUUGAUCUAUCGUACUCCCAUAAUUCGAGAAUCAACUUUAUGUAAAAUUGCUUUUCCCAAUAUUCAUCAUCUUCGUCUCAGUCUUCCUUCAAAUGAUCAGUUUUGGUCGGUCAUUACUACACUCGAUCAAUUGAUUUCACUUGAUCUAGCACUGCACGAUGAUGACUACAAUAAUAAUGAUGUUCGAUCUCAAUUGCAAGUCGUUCUCGAUCGAGCCCCUCGUCUCUACUCCUUAGCUUUCAGGUCGUGGUCAGAUUCUCAAAUGUGUCUUGUUGACAAUAGAAGUUUGUCAGUUCGUCGACUUGAUUUACAAGGAUAUGAUGAAGAUUGGCUUGUGGAGCGAUGGUUCAACGAUGAAGAGUGUGCUAAAUUGUGUUGCUCAUCACUAGGUAUUCAAUGUGAAGUACUUCUUAUUCGAGUUGAAGAUCGUGCAACUAUCCUUGAUCUUGUCAAUAGAAUGACAAAUCUUCGAGCAUUAAAUAUUAAGUGUCGAGAUGAUCCAUUCAAUGAAACCAAUGAUCAAUCAUCAUCCACUGAAGAUGAACUUGUCAAAUGUAUUGAUCAAAAUGAAUUUCGUAAUUGGAUUUCAAAUGCAGAAGGAUUAAAUUCUGCAUCGUAUGAAACAUCAACUAAUGGACUUAUUCUUCAUGAUAAUGUUACUAAUUGUAUUGGCGGAAAUGAAUAUAGUUUUAGUUCUCAAAAUGCUUUUGAAUCGACGGCUGACAUAAAUACUUCAUAUGGAUUGCCGACAGCAUCCGGUGAAUUGUUUGGUGAUACAGCGAUUCAUACAAGUAGUGUACACCAACCCAACCAAUAUCUUUCACAAUCAGCCAAAAAUAUUUAUUUUGAUCCUGAUCCACAAAUCGUUCGACGGGCAACAACUGAAGGUCCGAUAAUAUAUCAACAAAAAAUUCUUGUUCGAUUUCUUCAACCACCAGCUAUUCCAUCACCAGGACCACUUAUUAUUAAAGAAGUGCGUCCAGUACAGCCACCUCCACCCCUACCACUUAUUGUACGUCAACGUGCACAACCUCUUCCUCCACCAUCUCCACUUAUCUUACGUGAACGUCCACCAAUACCACCGACAAUAAUUGCUAGUCAAACAAUUAUUCGCCGUUUACCUGCUAGACCUGUUCCACCACGAUCAGUUAUUAUUGAACGUAUUCCACCUCCUCCACAAAAACCACGUGAUAUCAUAAUUGAACGAUGGAUUCCCUAUGGGUCUCAACCAAAACGUCGUACUAUUGUUCAACGUGCUCCUGCUGCUGUACCAUAUCCACAACCACGUAAUAUUGUCGUUGUUUAUGAAGCUGCUCAAGCACAUAUAAUACGACAAUUUAAAAAACUUCGCGUAAUUCAAGAAAAUCCUCAAGCUUAUAUAGCUCGUUAUGGGCCAUCACUUUUAGAUUCUGCAACACUUAUUCAAGAGGCUCGUAACGCUGGUGUUGUUGAAGAUAUCUCGCCUCCUGCAAUACCAUCUUCAAUAUAUAUUGGUGCAAGUGGAAAUCCUGUCGAUUUUGAUCUGUCAAACACAACAGCUGGUCAAAAUUUUUCAUCAUUAGGUGCAACUGUUUUCGAUGGAAUUCAACUAGUUGAUGAUAGUGCUUUAGUUGGCAGUGUUAAUAUAGCUAAAGGUGAAUUUGAUGUAGAUGGUACAAGUUUUACUACUACUGCUGAUAUUAACCAUGAUGGACAAUUAAAUCAAACAGAAUUUCAACGAUUUAUUCAAAGUCAUAUUUAA